AUGGGCUGUGGAUCAUCAAAUAAAACAACAGCAAUAACAACAACAACAGAUAAUGAUGAUUCUACGGCAGAUGAAUGUGCAACAGUAUAUGAAGAAGAUAAAACAGGAAAGAUUCUUCCAAGUUAUUCAAGAAAUUUUUCUCAUCAAUCAUCAGAUUAUAAUAAUACAUUUUCACCAAGAACAAUUACUAGUUCACAUUCAUCAAGUUUUAAUCCAAUGAAAUCUCUUUCAAAUAAUACUACUGAAUUAAAUUUACGAUUAAUUGGUGAUGUAGAAAAUGAGCCAAAACAUCUUUCAAGUCCAAUAUGUGGUUACGAAGAUUAUCCACUUGUUUCACUUGAAGAAGCAUGUAAAACUCUUUUACCAUUUAUUAAUGAUUUAAAACGUUAUAUUAAUAUUGCUAAACAAAAUUCAAAAAAACCAAAUGAUAAUUUAACAUCAGAUGAAUCAGCUUCAAUUUAUUUAUAUACAUUAGAAUGGCCAGAUGCUUUAUAUAGAAAAUUAAAUUUUGAUUUACGUCAAGAUAAACGUGAUAAACUUAUUCCAUGGUUUUCAUAUUUAAAAUUAUUUCUUACAGCUCUUUUUAAAUUACCUGAUGUUAAAAGUGAAAUUAUUUGGAGAGGAAAUGGUAUAAAAUUUCAAGAUUAUAAAAAAGAUACAUAUCAUAUAUGGUGGGCUUUUUCAUCAUGUACAUUAAAUCUUGAAGUUCUUGAAUCAAAAAUUUAUCAUGGUAAACAAAUGAAUCGAACAAUAUUUUCUAUUCAAACAUUAAAUGGAAAAAAUAUUCGUAAUCAUUCUUAUUUUAAAAAUAAUGAUGAAAUUCUUCUUAUGCCUGGAACUUAUUUUAAAGUUAUUAGUGAAGGAUCUUCAUCAUCUAAUCUUCAUAUUAUUCAACUUAAACAAGUUCAACCACGUCAUAUUUUAUUAGAACCACCUUUUCAAAUUAUGGAAGAAGAAGAAGAAGAAGAAGAAGCAGAUGAUGAUGAAGGAUUUGAAACUGAAAGAUCAACUGAUAAUAAAAAAAAACAUAUAAAAACUGUAACAAGUAAUCAAUCACAAUCAAAUGAAAUUAGAAAUUCACCGAUACAAGAAGGAAAAUUGAUAUUUACAAAAAUUUCAAAUGCAUUAAAUAAUCGUUCAAACAUUCCAGAUGGUUAUGCUGGAUUUAACUGGAUAAAUAUUGAUUAUAUAGGUGAAAAUUAUGUUCGUCGUCAUAAACCUGAUUGGUUGAGACUUUUCAAUUUUUAUGAAGUUAUUGCAAUAACAAAUCAUUUUCCUAUGAGUAUUGAACGUGCUAAUGGACAAUAUUUUGCUGUUAAAGGUAUUGAAAUAAGUGGUGUUGAUAAAAAAGGACAACUUAAUCUAUAUGGUUUAUUGGAUGGUGAAAAAGUGUGUGAAGGAACACUUGAGCUUGAUAAUCAACAAGUAUUGGUCAUUGAUUUGGAUUGGGAAGAUAUUGAUACUUUAGGAUUCAUUGCAAAUAUUAAAAUAGCUAUUCAUUCCAUUAUUUUUGAACAUUUGGACUUGUAA
This is a messenger RNA of Rotaria sp. Silwood1, 1530 nucleotides long. NCBI's taxonomy places the organism in Eukaryota, Metazoa, Rotifera, Eurotatoria, Philodinida, Philodinidae. The record is from the annotation of a GenBank genome assembly.